Messenger RNA from Geodia barretti, 900 nucleotides. The record is from the annotation of a GenBank genome assembly. NCBI's taxonomy places the organism in Eukaryota, Metazoa, Porifera, Demospongiae, Tetractinellida, Geodiidae.
GAAGAUGGAUCUGCCUCCACUAAAGGAGAUGCUGGAGUGCAUUCCACCUCACAAUCGCCAACACCUGGACAAAAAACUAGAGGACAGAAAGAGUCGAGUCAUGAUAGCCAGAAGCCUUCGCAACUGGAAGAUUGUAGCUCAGUACCUACCCAACAUCGAGAAUGAUACAGACACCAUUGAAAAUGACAAUCCCAACAACCUAGAGCUGCAGCAGGUAGCAUUAUUAGACAAGUGGCUGCAGAGGAACGGACCCUGGGCCACCUAUCGUACACUGGCAGAGUGUCUAUAUGAGGCCAGAGCCAUUGAGUCCCUACAGGUUUUGUGCAAGGAACUGGGUGGAAACCUACAACCUGCAGCCGGAAUACAAGCAGGCAAGGCCCAUUCCCCACAGUACCAAGCAGUACUACAGUACAAGGAGCAACUGGCCAAGAGUUUGGCAGAUGGGCCAGACCAACACCUCCUGAAUCAAUUCAAACUCAGUGGCUGGCUUGGUGAAGGCGCUUAUAGAAGUGCCCCUGAGUUGAUAGAUGUGGCUCUGACCAGAAUCUGGUCCAGUGUCUCUGACUAUGAGGUCUUCAUUAGAAUGCUGCCUGACAAUGACAGAGUGAAAGCUGUUGUAAUUGAAUUCACAGGAAAUUCUUCUGGUGUAGUAGUUGAAAAGAGAGAUCCAGACCCUCUACAACUGAAACAGCAAAACUCCCCCCUCAUGGCAGCUCCUACUGAAACUGGAGAUACUGAUGGUUUACCACCAGCUGCGUUAGUUACCACAUCUCCUGUUGUAACUGGCCCUCAAAUUGACAGCAAAGGUUGGAUGUAAUGUGUGUCGGUAACCAGUACUGUCGUGUGUGUCUUAGUGCAUGUCUCCCUUACCCAUACUGUUAUAAGAGGUUUUACAGUUUG